AUGGCUUCGAAUUUGGAUUGGAAGAAGUUAUUUGGGGGAGUUAAAGAACAAUCCCUAAAUUUCUUUCCACCUGAGGUCGAGGAGGGGAUUUCCAUUGUGAAGCCUCAUUCUACUGUGAUUGACGAGGGAAUUGCUGAAUGGAGAUAUGCAAUUGUCGGACAAUUCACAGGGGUAGCUCCAAAUUUUGGCUCGAUGCAAAGAAUUGCAGAAAUCAUGUGGGGGAAAACCUCGUCUGUAAAGGUCAGUCUCACUGGUUCAAAUCUCUACAUUUUCUCUUUUUCGAAUAAAGAUAUUAGAGAUUGGAUACUCGAGAACGGUCCAUGGCAUAUACAAAACAAGCCGCUUGUAUUGAGAAAGUGGGAGCCAAACUUAGAGAGGCUUGAUUUUGAUUUUAAGCAUAUCUCGAUCUGGAUCCAGCUGUAUAGUGUACCCCUGGAACUAUACACUAGGCUGGGCCUUAUCUACAUUGUUAGUGCUAUAGGGCACCCAUUGUAUAUGGAUUCUAUCACCGCAUCUAAAGAGAGGCUGGAGUACGUUAAGGUAUGCGUGAAAAUUGGAGUAGGUGCUGAGAUCAAUGAGCUUAUCCAAGUUGUGCUGAAUGAUGGAACUGUAGUGAGAGUCAGGGUUUAUGUUCCAUGGCUGCCUAAGUCCUGCACGAGAUGUAAGGUCUUUGGACAUCAUUAUAAUGCAUGUGCAGAGGUUAAGGGAAAAGAGGCUGGCUCUUCUACUUUUCCUAGUUCUUUCAGUUCUGAUGCUAGGAUUGAGUGCCCUGGUAGUACUGAGCUACAGAUCAUGCUCAGCUGGAUCAAGCCCUCUAGUAAAAUGGAAUUAUUGGCAGCUGGUGGAGGUUGUGAUAGUGUCAGGAAGCCCCAAGCAGCUUCUUUGGGGGUUACUAUGAUGCUCAAUGAGAUUAAAACUAAGAAAAAUGACAUGGGUGAGAAGGCUAAGACUAGAAUUAGAAGUAUAAAUGCUCCCAAGCUGUCUGCUGUUAUUUUAGAUGACUGGAAUUAUGAUACAAAUUACCAGUUCAUUGAUGGUGGUAGACUUUGGAUUUUGUGGAAGAAGGGUAUGCCCUUCACUGUGAUUAGAGGCUGUGACCAGACCCUGACCAUCAUGGGUGAUAUUGCUGGCCACAGUGUGGUUGUUACUACACUAUACGGAAUCAACAAUAGUCAAGCAAUGAGAGGCCUUUGGGAUUACUUGAGGACUUUGGAGGAAGAGAUAGGCUCUAAGUCUUGGGUGAUUGGGGGUGACUUCAAUGUAAUUGCUAAAAUCCAAGAGAGUUCUGGUUCUACUUCCUUGGAUUCCUUUUCUUCACCAUAUAUGGAAGAAUUUAAAGAUUGUAUUGAAGAUAUGGAGAUGCUGGACCACCCUUUUACUGGACCACUUUUCACUUGGUCAAAAAAGCAAGAGCAAACUUAUUUAGCUAAGAAAUUAGACAGAAUUCUCAUCAAUUCUCAAUGGUUGUUUGACUUCCCAGACUCCUAUGCAGAAUUCAAAGCUCCUGGAGUUUCAGAUCACUGCCUUGGGAUUCUUUGGACACAGAAAGCAGCUCAGGUCCAUAAACCAAAGCCAUUUAAGUUCUUUAACUACUGGACUACAAAUGAUAAUUUUCUGAGAGGUGUUAAGGACUCUUGGCUUGUACACAAUGAUGGUAAUGCCAUGCAGGUGUUGUUUAACAAGAUGAAAAGAUUAAAGCCAAUCUUGAAAGAGUUAAACAAAAAUUACUUUUCUGAUAUUUCUGCUAGGGUUGUUGCUAAGAGGGUUGAAUUAGAAGCUAUUCAACUCUCUAACCUAGCUGGUAUUAAUCAAAUUGGAGUGGAGGUGGAAAAGAAGACCCAGGCAGAUUUAGUGGACCUUAAAAUGGCAGAACUGGAAUUUUACAGACAAAAAGCAAAGAUACACUGGUUGCAAGAAGAUGACUUAAAUAGAGAAAUCAAGGAAGCUGUGUUUAGGCAAGGGAAAGACAAAAGUCCACGGUCAGAUGACUAUACCUUCUGGUUCUUCAAGGUUGCUUGGGAAAUUGUGCACAAAGACUUCCUCAAUGCAGUGAGGUGCGCAAUUAAAGUGGAUCUGCAGAAAGCUUUUGAUUCUGUUAGCUGGGAUUUUUUGCUUAAUGUUCUGGGAGAAAUGGGGUUGCCUACUAGAUUUUGUAACUGGAUCAAAAUAUGUGUUACUACCCUCAAAUAUUCAAUUGCUCUGAAUGGAAGCCUUGUUGGGUUUUUUAGACGUGCUAAGGGUGUUAGACAAGGGGACCCUUUGUCCCCUUAUAUGUUUAUGAUAGUCAUGAAUGUGCUAUCCAAUCUGCUUGAUGUUGCAGCCAAAAAUUGA
Hibiscus syriacus is the source of this 2331-nucleotide messenger RNA. RefSeq lists its product as uncharacterized. The coding region runs from base 1 to 2331 and encodes 776 amino acids. The transcript has 6 exons. NCBI's taxonomy places the organism in Eukaryota, Viridiplantae, Streptophyta, Magnoliopsida, Malvales, Malvaceae. The record is from RefSeq and is a predicted model, not a curated record.